AGCAGAUUUCCGCAAGUAUUCCUUACCUUUUGUGCCGAGCCAGCCUAGCGAUGAAUACCUCAGUGCCCCUCCGCUCGUUCAUUGGCACCUUUCGAGCCUCAUCGCCACGAAGAGUCAAUCUCGCACCUCGCAAUGCCAUAGACCUUAUCAACGGGGCGAGAUACCUCUCCGGUUCGUCAAGAGCUUGCGUCAAUUUGACGCGACCGACAUCACGAACAGCCACCACAGCUGCAAAGCCGGCAGCUUCAGAACCAGCAGCGGUGGCACCCAAGGCUACGCCGCCAACUGAGCCCAACUCUUUCUCAUCAAGCGCAAUAUCCCCUGCAAACCAUCGUUCUCUAUCCUCCGGUCUCAAUGACUUACCGCCCCCCUCAGGCGAACCUUUGCCAGAUGCGAAUCCCAUCAGUUCUAGUGGCAACCCAGUGGACUGGUCGCGUUCCUUUCAUGGCCUCUCUUCCGUGCCAUUCAGCGAAAAGGCCUCGGAAGCGCUCAUGGCGCCUCUAAGCCCCGAUGAUGUAGAAAUCAAACCCGACGGUAUAAUAUACUUGCCUGAAAUCAAGUACAGGAGGAUACUCAACAAAGCGUUUGGGCCCGGAGGAUGGGGACUUGCGCCGAGAGGGGAGACAAUCGUUACAGGCAAGAGUGUAACACGGGAGUAUGGACUCGUUGUUCACGGACGACUCGUUUCGAUAGCUCGCGGUGAACAACAGUACUUUGACCCAGAGGGAAUACCGACCGCCACGGAAGGCUGCAAAUCUAACGCACUCAUGCGAUGCUGCAAAGAUCUGGGCAUAGCCAGUGAGCUGUGGGACCCCGUGUUUAUCCGCAAAUUCAAGGCACAGUACAGUAAAGAGGUGUGGGUCGAACACAUCACGAGCAAGCGAAAGAAGAAAAUCUUCAUGCGCAAGGAUGUUGAUGUCCCCCCGAGCGGAUUCAAAUUCUCAUGACAGAUACAAAGAGUCCAUGUCUUGAGAGACGGAAGCUCGUGCGACGAUUGCUGCAUUGUGGAACACAGCAGCCCGGCCCCAGACAUCCAAGGCACAUGAUUCGGGAAGCAGAUCGACAGAAGAUCUAGGCAUUUAGUCACUUGAAAGUUGACUGCCCGACGUUCCUGAAGGACUGAUAACACGUGCAUAGAGCAGUGCAAUGUGCUCUUCUAUAUCCAGUCGCGCUAGGAAGCGCAUGUACAUGAAGAUAGACGUAGAUGUGUCUGCAUUGUCCUGGCGACAUAUACCCACUCCGCACUAGAAUUGAAAUCGUCGUUCUCGGCGCCAUAUCUCCC
Verruconis gallopava is the source of this 1282-nucleotide messenger RNA. RefSeq lists its product as uncharacterized. The transcript is spliced from 2 exons. Bases 51 to 947 code for a protein of 298 amino acids. The record is from RefSeq and is a predicted model, not a curated record. Gene Ontology annotation, cellular component: mitochondrial nucleoid; mitochondrial chromosome. Gene Ontology annotation, biological process: recombinational repair; interstrand cross-link repair. Gene Ontology annotation, molecular function: single-stranded DNA binding. Lineage: Eukaryota; Fungi; Ascomycota; Dothideomycetes; Venturiales; Sympoventuriaceae.